UGUGCUCGUGAGUCCAUCUGCAGAAGCUUUUCUUAUUAAUAUAUGCUUUUUUAUUACAUUUACUUGAAAGACAAGUUGUUACCUUGGUUUGUGUCUUGAAACCACAGAAACUGCCACCACAGCACUUAAAUGAUGUCUCGUCAUUCCUGAAACACAGUUCAGGGUUUAAACAUUAAUGGCCAUCGUUUAAAGUUCAUCCUACGGCAGCAUAUCUAACUGAAAGUCAUCCCUCUGAACAUGGCUGAUUUUGGAGAGAUUCUCAGGAAUAUAGGAGAGUUUGGAUUAUUUCAGAAGAUCACUCUUUUUGCUCUUUCCUUCCCAAAUGUCAUUUUUGCUUUUCUCUUAUCCAGUGUAUUUUUCAUUCAGUCCGAUCCAGAGCGACACUGUAAGACAGACUGGAUCCUUCAGACUGACUCUAACCUGACCACAGAGGAGCAGCUGAACCUGACUCUGCCCCGGGAGGAGGAUGGGACCUUCAGCAGGUGUCGGAUGUUUGUCCCUGUGGACUGGGACAUUGGUGCCAUCAGGGAGUACGGACUCAAUGACACCACAGGGUGCCAGAAUGGAUGGGUGUACUUCAACACGCUGUAUGAAGCCACCAUAGUCACUGAUUUUGAUCUAGUUUGUGACCGGGCUAAUUUGUUGGAAAUGGCACGAGCCAUGUUGAUGGCUGGCAUUCUUCUUGGUUGUCUCUUAUUUGGACCUUUUGCUGAAUCGUUUGGUCGUAAACGAGCAACUCAGAUUCCAGUCAUUUUGAUGCUCAUAUUUACUGUAACAACUGGAUUAUGUCCCAACUUCUAUUUAUAUUUGGCAUCCCAGUUCAUGGUGGGAAUUGGCUAUGGAGGUUUUCGAGUGAACUGCGUCAUAUUAGUCACUGAGUGGAUCGGGACGGCCAAAAGAUCAUUGGGUACAUGCGUGACUCAGCUAUUUACUGCAGUUGGACAGUGCAUCCUCGCUGGUGUGAUCUACUUCAUCAGAGACUGGAGACUGGCUCAACCAAUCGCAGCAGCUAUUCUUGCAGUUGUUGCUAUUUACAUAUGGUUUAUUCCAGAGUCAGCCAGGUGGUUGUUGGACAGAGGAAGGACAGAAGAGGCUAAACAGCUGAUUACCAAAGUGGCAGCCAUCAACAAACGCACUGUUCCAGAGUCUCUGCUGGAAUCUCUGCUGAUUGUUGAGAAAAAAACGGAGAAAAGGGGAGGCAUAAUAGUUCUCAUGCAAUCAUCUGUGCUAAGAAAGUAUUUCUUUACCAUAAUAUUGGCAUGGUUCUCACUGAAUGUUGCCUUCUACAGCCUUUCAUUCAAUGUGGGAAAGUUUGGCUUGGACGUCUUCCUGACGCAGUUUAUGUUUGGUCUGACUGAACUACCAGCUCAUAUACUUUGCAUCUGGCUGUUAGAAGCAGUGGGGAGAAAAGUGUCACUGAUGUCAACUCUUCUGAUUGGGGGCUUCAUGUGCAUCUUAAUCCUAGCUGUUCCUAAAGGUAAUGCUGUUGCUGUUACCACGUUAGCAACCUCAGGACGUUUUUUCUCAAUCUGGGCAGGAUCCGUAUGCAAUGUGUAUGUACAGGAACUGUUCCCAACAUCUUUUCGACAAACAGCGUCUGGUUUGGGCUCCAUUGCAAGCAGAGCUGGUGGUUUGACGUCCCCGUUGCUCAACAUGUUGGCCGUGUACCACUGGUCCAUACCCACCAUCAUUUUCAGCAGCCUUACACUGAUCAGUGGAGCUCUUAGCUUCGUGCUUCCUGAGACCAGGAGAAAAGACCUUCCUGAUUCGACCGAUGAGGCCGAGGGCAACAGAAACAAGACAAGCCUGAAGAACCAAAGGGAAUCAAACAAGCCUGCACAAAGGGAAUCUAGUUCAUAUUUACUCUGCUAGCAGCAGAGACUCAGGAUGGUAAAUGUUUAUUAUACCCCUGCGACAACAUAAUCGGGGGUAUAUAGUGCUCCGCGUGCCCGUCCGUCCGUCCUUCCAUCCAUCCUUCUGUCCGUCUUUCCGGCCGUCCGUCCAUUCGAGUGUCACACUUUUGUUUCCGGAGUAUAACUCGAAAACUAUUUAACUUAGGAACUUCUAAUUUGGUAUGAUGGUUGACAGUGUGGUCUAGUUGUGUCUUUUGGGGGUUAGAAGUCCAGGAUGCCCAACAUUUUUGACAUUUUGGCCAAAAAAAUAGAUUUUUUUCGACUUCAAUUUGGUUACCGGAGUAGAACUCAAAAACUAUUUUGCUUAGGAACUUCAAAUUUGGUAUGAUGGUUGACGGUGUGGUCUAGUUGUGCCUUUUGGGGGUUAAAAGUCCAGGGUGCCUAUUUGUUAAUUAGUUCAUGCCCAUUUAUUCCAUUAGUUCCAAAAGGGCAAAACCUUUGGCCCUACUUUAGUGGGGGUCAAGCAGUGAGCGGGGGUAUGUGAGCCAUGCUUUCUUUUGCCUUGUUGGUCAGCUGGUCUGUCAGUCCACAUUGGCCCAUUGUCAUGCAAUACUGGCCACAUUGCUGACGAUAUUCAUGUUUUGGUGCCUCCCCUGAGCAUUCCUCGAGCCACCAAAUUUCCACCUGUACGCAAGACAAAUCAAAUUCUAAUUAGAAGAUUGGCAUGAAACUUACGGAGUACUUUCAUGCUUUCCAUUUUGGACACUCCAUUGGUUUUCUUGUUGUGCCACCCUCAGGCCAAAUGUCAGCACACAAGAUAUCUCAGAUCUCAAGAUCUCACUUGAGAUGUCAAAAAUCUCAAAUCGUAAGCGCUGAUAGCUCUUGAUGUUACUGACAACAUUCAUGCUCACAAGGUAACAAACCCUUUAAAGUAAAAUUACUGUUUUUUUAAACGUACUUUAAAAUAGUACAAGUACAAAAAAUGUAAUCCGUUACUUCCUCCCCUGACUUUGCAUACAUGAUAUUAUGAUGCUUUAACUACUGAUACUAUUGUCAACAACAGUUGUCUGAACUGAACUUUAAGAGCAUGUGUUUUGUGCCACAGAUUUUAUCUUUUCUUCACAUGUAGGCUAUAACCAAUAAUAACAGACUAUAUGAUAGCCUGUAACUACAGAGAGGUGUAAUAGCCUUCAAAGAUCAAUCUCUUCAAGCACCAAUAAA
Messenger RNA from Sebastes umbrosus (honeycomb rockfish), 3074 nucleotides. RefSeq names its product solute carrier family 22 member 13-like. The transcript is spliced from 10 exons. NCBI's taxonomy places the organism in Eukaryota, Metazoa, Chordata, Actinopteri, Perciformes, Sebastidae. Gene Ontology annotation, cellular component: membrane. The coding region runs from base 238 to 1872 and encodes 544 amino acids. The record is from RefSeq and is a predicted model, not a curated record. Gene Ontology annotation, biological process: transmembrane transport. Gene Ontology annotation, molecular function: transmembrane transporter activity.